Molecule: messenger RNA, 816 nt
Organism: Fusarium vanettenii 77-13-4
Lineage: Eukaryota; Fungi; Ascomycota; Sordariomycetes; Hypocreales; Nectriaceae
Exons: 2
Coding region: 1-816 (271 amino acids)
Molecular function (GO): protein binding
Source: RefSeq, a predicted model, not a curated record
AUGAGCUCAACCGACAAGAAAAAGGAUGACGCGAUAAAGAAGCCGGAUGUCGAGGCGGACAAGGACAAGGCCGAAGAGGUUGAUGGUGAGGAGUUGAGGUUCUCACCAGAAGAGGAACAAUAUCAAAACGCUCUAGACAAGUACGACGAUGCAAUCACCUCUUGUCCAAAGUAUCUAUACUACCCACGAGCUGUCGUAUACAGCAACAUUGCUGCCUGUCAUCUCAAGCUUGAGCAAUGGAAAGAUGCCAUCAAGGCCGCGUCGGAUGCCUUGAGUUCUCUGGAGAAGCUCGAGCAAAAGGAUCUGUUACUGAACCCAGAUGGGAAAAAGGAAGAGGAAGAGAAGAAGAAGGAGCAGGAUGAUGAUGUUGAAGAGGAGAUCGUCAGCUCUGGCGCCACACGAGCUGCUCCGGCCCCUGAUUCGACAGAUGAUGCUGUCAAGACUCUCAAGGCCAACAUCCAACGUAUCCGCAGCAAGUCUCUCAUGCGCCGGGCUCGCGCUCGAUCCGAGGCAGGUGGAUGGCAAAACUUGGCCGGUGCCGAGGAGGACUACAAGGCCCUCGCCGCCAAACCCGAGAGUCUCGCACCAGCCGACCUCCGCAUAGUCCGGACUCAACUACGACAACUACCACCACGCACCAAGGCCGCUCAGGAGAAAGAGAUGGGGGAAAUGUGGGGAAAGCUAAAGGAUCUAGGAAACGGCAUCCUGAAGCCGUUUGGACUGAGCACGGAAAACUUCAACAUGGUCAAAGACGAGAAGACGGGCGGGUACAGCAUGAAUUUCCAGCCCGGCGGGGGCUCCUCCGCGAAAUCCUAA